AUGCAUUUAUCACUGGAUACCAUGAGCAUGGUGGACGACAGCUGCCUCUCACCAAGUAACUUCCACGAAAUGGGGAAAGGUGGGGGGGCAACUGCAGGGGGCCGCGUCCACAGCAUUGAUGUCAUACUAGGCUUCAGUAAAGACCAGGACCCCCUGCUCAGCCCGGCAGGUGCCAUGGGGCCCCACAAGGUGGGUGUAGAGGGCCUGGUGGCAUCUGGAAAACAGCAGGAACCCUCAUCGAACCCCUUGUACGGCGGCCACCUCUCCUCUCUGAGAGACAGCAGCACAGAGCAGCAGCAGUCCUACCACGACACGGGCCUGUUCACAAACAAGUGUGAUGGGGAUUUGGGCGAGCUGAGGAAGAGUAUAGACAGCGAUGAUGGAAAGUCUCCAGAGCCAUGCAAAGAUGACCAGCCUAAGAAGAAGCACCGGCGCAAUCGUACCACCUUUACUACCUACCAACUCCAUGAGCUGGAACGUGCCUUUGAGAAAUCCCACUACCCAGACGUGUACAGCCGUGAAGAGCUGGCAAUGAAGGUCAAUCUCCCCGAGGUCCGAGUUCAGGUGUGGUUCCAGAACCGCAGAGCUAAAUGGCGCCGGCAGGAGAAAAUGGAUGCAAGCACCAUGAAGCUCCACGAUUCGCCCAUGCUCUCCUUCAACCGGCCGCCCCCGGUGCACACCAACGUGGGUCCAAUGAGCAACUCUCUUCCUUUGGACCCCUGGUUGACUGCUCCGCUGUCCAGCGCUACGCCAGUCCACAGUAUCCCCAGCUUCAUGGGCCCUGCUCAAAGCCUCCAGCCCAGUUACCCCAGCCACAGCUUCCUCAACUCCUCUCCUCAUCCCCCUCACCCUCAUACUCAUCCUCAUCCUCAUCCUCAUCCUUCCAUGGGCCAGGGGAUGCAGAGUAUGGCUCCUCCCCCCUAUCAGUGUUCGGCUCCCUUUCCAGAUAAAUACCCCCUGGAGGACGUGGACCAACGCAGUUCCAGUAUUGCAGCACUGAGGAUGAAAGCCAAGGAACACAUCCAAUCUAUGGACAAGACCUGGCAACCUAUGUGA
Molecule: messenger RNA, 1056 nt
Organism: Lampris incognitus (smalleye Pacific opah)
Lineage: Eukaryota; Metazoa; Chordata; Actinopteri; Lampriformes; Lampridae
Gene: rx1
Product: retinal homeobox gene 1
Exons: 3
Coding region: 1-1056 (351 amino acids)
Biological process (GO): positive regulation of transcription by RNA polymerase II
Molecular function (GO): RNA polymerase II cis-regulatory region sequence-specific DNA binding; DNA-binding transcription factor activity, RNA polymerase II-specific
Source: RefSeq, a predicted model, not a curated record